This is a messenger RNA of Clarias gariepinus (North African catfish), 3188 nucleotides long. RefSeq names its product interferon-induced very large GTPase 1-like. Gene Ontology annotation, molecular function: GTP binding. The record is from RefSeq and is a predicted model, not a curated record. Lineage: Eukaryota; Metazoa; Chordata; Actinopteri; Siluriformes; Clariidae.
UUAUAUUUCUAUAAAAAAAACACAGAUGAAUGAAGCUUUAAGAGAAGACUACUCCUAUCUUCCUAAGCUUGCAGCAGAUGUCAUGCUCUUUGGAUACCCACUUGGGCUGAUGGAUGGUAAUGCUUCUCAUGUUCCCCUGAUUUGGGUUUCAGCAGUCCUAGAUGAACUUGUAAAAACACUGGGAGAACAGAAGGUGUUUGUGCUGUCAGUUCUGGGGAUUCAGAGCUCUGGGAAAUCGACCAUGCUCAACACUAUGUUUGGACUCCAGUUUGCUCUUAGUGCUGGAAGGUGCACUAGAGGAGCCUUUAUGCAGCUGGUCAAAGUGUCAGAGUAGAUGAAAACACAACUGAAAUUUGACUACAUUGUAGUUGUUGACACUGAAGAUCUUAGAACUUUAGAGUUGGCUGGAAAGACAAACACACAUCAUGACAAUAAGCUCGCCACAUUUGUUGUUGGUCUUAGAAACCUGACCUUAAUCAACAUCUCUGGAGAGAACCCUGCUGAGAUGCAGGACAUCCUUCAGAUUGUUGUUCAGGCCUUCCUGAGGAUGAAGAAGGUCAGACUAAAUCCCAGAUGCAUGUUUGUCCAUCAGAAUGUUGGAGACAUCACUGCUGAAGAGAAAACCAUGAAAGGAAGGAGACAUUUACAGAAGAAACUGGAUAAAAUGACUAAGCUUGCAGCUACUGAAGAAGAAUGUGAUGCUCAGUGUUUUAGUGAUCUAAUUGAAUUUGAUGUACAAAGUGAUGUUAGGUAUUUUGCACAGCUCUGGGAGGGGAAUCCCCCUAUGGCACCACCAAACCCAUCAUACAGUGAACAUGUUGAAGAGCUGAAGAGAAAUAUAUUUUCAAGUAUUAAGACAACCCAUGUGAUGAAUCUUUCACAAUUCAAAUCCCAUUUAAGCAAUCUGUGGAAUGCACUGCUGAAUGAAAACUUUGUGUUUAGCUUUAAAAACUCUUUAGAGAUUGCAGCAUACAGGAAGCUGGAGAAUGAAUAUUGUAAAUGGACCUGGAGCAUUAGGAGUGCCAUGUUGGUAAUUGAAAACAAGUUGCUUAACAGAGUCAAUAAUGAAAGGAACCCAAAGAUUGAUAAACAUGACAUCACAGCGGACAUGAAAGUCACAAAGUUAGAUGUAGAAAUAUCAAUAAAGAAGUUCUUUAAUGAAGACACAGACAAAGAAAUUUUGAUCCAAUGGCAAGAAAGAUUUGAAAUUAAAAUUUUGGGUCUUAUUGGUGACCUUGUGGAAGGGACAAUGUCUAAAAAUACAAGAGAAAAGAUAGAUCAGGAAAAAACUGUAAGGGAAAAUAAACUCCAUAAACUGAGCAAAGACCUAGCAAUAAGUUUAAAAAGUAAAGAAACUGAUGAAGAUACACUCAGGACCAAAUUUAAAGAUAUCUGGGACAAAUGGUUUACUGAAGUGACAAAAGAUGCACCUUCAGUUGAAGACAUUGAUAUUUGGAAAGAUGUAACACAGACUCUGUCAGAAAGUUUUGAGGUAAACCUUGUCUGUGAGCGAGAGAAAAAAGCUACAUACAAAAGAUUUGAGUCAUUAGGAGAUUACUCAGACUACAUCAUCCUAACCAAACAUCAGGAGCCCCAUCAGGAAGAAUCACAGGAACAUCUGGAGGAAAAAGAAAGACCACAUGCACUUGUUCAUGCAGAUAGAGACAGUCCAUCUGAGGAGAUCUGCAGAACCAUUACUUUAACCUCUGAGGAUAACAAGUUACUUCGUGCGUUAAUUGGACAAAUGAUUAAAGCAACUGAAGAAGAAAUCCAGAAGAAACCCAUGGCAGAACAGGGAUACAGUGAGAUUUAUAUUGCAGAAAUAAUAGCCUCCAUCAAAAACCAAGUAAAAGCACACCAAACUCAAACCUCCAAAUAUAAAUUUAAGAAGGAAUUUACAGUGGAUCUAUGUCUCCAUGUGUGCAGCUUUGCAGCUAAAAUUCUCAUUGACCUUCACAAUCAAUUUAAAGACACAAACGAUGUAGGAGUCUACCUGGAGAAACAGAAGCCUCAGUACUUCAACAUCUUUAAGAACUACUACAAUGGUGCGACCUCCACAACAGUGUUUGGUGAAUACAUUGUGAAUAAACUUGAGCCGUCUAUACUGCAGGCGGCGUACGACCAAACUGCCAUUGAUGUAACUGAGAAAAUAAAACGUGACGUUCCAGCAUUCAGUGGAAACAGGUCAAAUCUGGAGAAAUACAUCCUGACAUCACUAGCAGAAGAGGAAAACUUUGGAAACUACGUGGAAUACAUUCACAAGCCCAAAGAACAUUUUAAUCAAUUUAUUACCAAAGAAGUAAACAAAUACCUACUUGAAGAUAAAUGUCAAGAGGUUCUGGAAACAAUCAAAACCAACAUAAAGUCCAAAGUAAAGUGCGUGACUGAUGCUGUCAAUAAAGCAACCAAGGAGGUCAAUAAAGGCGAUGCCAACAUGUGGCUGCAGUGCUUCUCCAAAGAACUAAAAGAUGAGCUUCAGUUUAAGGAGGAACUGUGUCUUGACCAGAAAGACAUUAUAGACCUUGGCUUUCUUCAAGAGGUUGUAAAUAAGGGCCUGACUGACACCAGAGAAAAGUUAUGCAGUGAAUUCAAAACCAUUUCUGACCUCAAACUGGAAAUGUUCAGGAAGAAACCACACAAGGUUCUAAUCGAGCACCUCUGUCAGUGCUGCUGGGCUCAGUGUCCAUUCUGUAAUGCCAUCUGUACCAACACAAUGGAGGACCAUGAUGGAGAUCACAGAGUCCGUUUCCAUCGCAACUGUGGAAUUAAUGGAUGGUCUUUUGUCAACUUAGAAAAUCUUGGAAUUGAUUUCUGCACAACUGCAGUUUCAAGUACCAUGUUCUUUACUACAUCUGAUAGUGUGUUUAGUUUUAAAGAGUACAGAAAAGCAGGUGGAGAAUACGCCAAGUGGAACAUCAGCCCUGACACCUCUGAGAUGCCCUACUGGAAGUGGUUUGUGUGCAGGUUCCAGGAAGAUCUGGAAAAUCAUUACAAGAGAAAAUUCAAAGGGAAUGGAGAGAUUCCUCAUGAUUGGAGGAACAUCACUAAAGAUAGAGCCAUUGAAAGCUUAAAUGAGUUGUAAUAAUGAGGCGCAGUAACACCAUGGAUAUGGAAAACAGAGAGAGUGAGAAGUGGAGAACUGGAAAUACUGUAUAUUAUUGUAUUUUGUGCAUUUAAUUAUCAUUCAG